Molecule: messenger RNA, 4321 nt
Organism: Carassius auratus (goldfish)
Lineage: Eukaryota; Metazoa; Chordata; Actinopteri; Cypriniformes; Cyprinidae
Product: NACHT, LRR and PYD domains-containing protein 3-like
Exons: 10
Coding region: 130-3492 (1120 amino acids)
Molecular function (GO): protein binding
Source: RefSeq, a predicted model, not a curated record
CGCGCUUCUUUCUUUCGGUUUCAUUUCUCUGUGUUGGUCGUUGAAUAAUUUCUUCUAACGCGGAGUUUAAAAGAUAAGGACACAGUUUAAAGUACUACUUUCAACAAAAUAUCAGACUUGUCUGAAAUCAUGGAUAUGGAGGAGGAGUCUCCUGCUGAAGAGCGUCACUGUGAGAUCAGAGAGGAGGGAGGUGCACCGUGUCCCAGCGGUGUGUCUAUAAAGAGUACACAGUCAAUGGAGAAACCCAAUACCUUCAGAACUGGAGCUGUGAAUCCUGGAGUCAUGAGAAAAAGAGGAUGCCAAUUUUUGUCUGAAAUCAUGGAUAUGGAGGAGGAGUCUCCUGCUGAAGAGCGUCACUGUGAGAUCAGAGAGGAGGGAGGUGCACCGUGUCCCAGCGGUGUGUCUAUAAAGAGUACACAGUCAAUGGAGAAACCCAAUACCUUCAGAACUGGAGCUGUGAAUCCUGGAGCCAUAAAAGCAUAUGAAAUCAUGAAUAUGAAGCAUAACUCUCCUGCUAAAGAGCGUCGCUGUGAUAGGAGAGAGAAGACAACAAUUUCAUUGGAUCCACUCUCUAAUUUCAGAACUGGAGCUGUGAAUCCUGAAGACACUGGGGGAAAUGAAGUUGUCAUUAAAACAGUCAAAACCACUCACAAAACCACAAUGAAGAACAAGUAUGAGCGCUUGUUUGAGGGAAUCAAACUACAAGAGAAUGAAACCCUCCUGAACAGCAUCUACACACAGCUCUACAUCAUUGAGGGAGAGAGUGAAGGGGUGAAUGAAGAACAUGAGGUUUUACAGAUAGAGAACACAACCAGAACACAAGACACUCCAAUCUGCUGCAAUGACAUCUUUAAAGCCUCAUCUAAACCAGGACGUGAGGAGAAAGAGAAAAUAAAGACUGUUCUUACUAAAGGCAUGGCGGGAAUUGGAAAAACAUUCUCUGUGCAUAAGUUCAUUCUGGACUGGGCCGAGGGAAAAGCCAAUCAGGAUGUAGAUUUCAUGUUUGUGUUUCCGUUUCGAGAGCUGAACUUGAUUAAAGAUGAUGAGUAUAGUCUUCACAGACUUCUGCUGGACUUUUAUCCUGAACUUCAAGAUCUGGACUCACAGAUUUACGAGGAGUGUAAAGUUGUGUUCAUCUUUGAUGGUCUGGAUGAAAGCAGAAUCACACUGAAGUUUUCAGAUGCUCAGAAAGUUUCUGAUAUAAAUGAGUCUUCAUCAGUGGAUGUGUUGAUGUCAAACCUCAUCAGAGGAGAUCUGUUCCCCUCUGCUCUCAUCUGGAUCACCUCCAGACCAGCAGCAGCCAAUCAGAUCCCCUCUGAAUACAUCAACCGUCUGACACAAAUACAGGGAUUUGAUGACCCUCAGAAAGAGGAAUAUUUCAGGAAGAGAAUCAGUGACGAGCAUCAAGCAAACAUAAUCAUUUCACACAUCAAAAGAUCAAGAAGUCUUUACAUCAUGUGUCACAUCCCCGUCUUCUGCUGGGUCUCAUCCACUGUGCUUCAAAACAUCCUGAAACAAGAUCUGAGUGCAGAAAUCCCUCAAACUCUGACUGAAAUGUACAUCCACUUCCUGCUGAUUCAGAUCAACAUGAAGAACCAGAAGUAUGAAGAGAGAGAUUCAGAAAAACUCCUGCAGUCCAACAGAGAAGUGCUUGUGAAACUUGCUCAAUUGGCUUACAAUCAGCUGAUGAAGGGCAAUGUGAUGUUCUAUGAGGAGGACCUGAAAGAGAGCGGCAUAGAUGUCACUGAAGCAUCAGUGUAUUCUGGGAUUUGCACUCAGAUCUUUAAGGAGGAAUCUGUGAUUCAUCAGAGGAAAGUCUACAGCUUCAUUCAUCUCAGCUUUCAGGAGUUUCUGGCAGCUCUUUAUGUGUUUUUCUGCCACAUACACAACAAGAAGGAAGUACUGAGCACAUUUUACAUAUCCAAGCAAUUAUCAUUGUACAUGCUGCUUAAAGCAGCAGUUGAUAAAUCAUUGCAAACUGGACACUUGGAUCUUUUCCUCCGCUUCCUGCUGGGCAUCGCACUGGAGUCCAAUCACAUACUCUUACAGGAUCUACUGAGUUACACAGAGGACAGCAAUGGGGCCUAUGAUUUAAUCGCAACAUAUAUUAAAGAUACAAUUAUUGGUGACAAACAACUGUCAGCAGAUAAAUCUAUCAAUCUCUUCCUCUGUCUGUUGGAACUGAAUGAUCAGUCUCUCUACAGAGAGAUUCAGAGCUUUGUGAAUUCAGAUGAACUCUCAUGGACGAAACUCUCUCUCCCUCACUGCUCAGCAGUAGCCUACAUGCUUCAGAUGUCAGAUCAAGUGCUGGAUGAACUGAACCUCAAGAAAUUCAACACAUCAGAUGAAGGCAGAAGGAGACUGAUACCAGCUGUGGGGAACUGCAGAAAAGCCCUAUUGUCAGGUUGUAAACUCACUGAUCAGUGUUGUGAAAGUGUGGCUGCAGCAUUACAAUUAAAUUCCUCAUUGAGAGAGCUCGACCUGAGUAACAAUGACCUGAAAGAUUCAGGAGGGAAGCUGCUCUUUGAUGCACUCAAGAGUCCAAAGUGUCAACUAGAAAUACUGAGGUUGUCCAUCUGUAAUAUCACUGAUCAGUGUUGUGAAAGUCUGGCUUCAGCUCUUCAAUCAUCAAACUCCUGUCUAAAGGAGCUGGACCUAAGUAACAAUGACUUGAAAGAUUCAGGAGUGAAACUGAUCGCUGAUGCACUGAAGAGUCCAAACUGUAAACUGGAGAAGCUGAGAUUAUCUGGCUGUAUGGUGACAAAGGAGGGCUGCUCUCAUCUGGCUUCAGCUCUGAGUUUAACAUCCUCCCAUUUGAGAGAGCUGGAUCUGAGCUACAAUUACCCUGGAGAUUCAAAACUCAGUCAGGAGAAUCCAAAAUGCAAACUGGAAAAACUUUGUCUGGAUCACGGGGGAGAGAACAGGAUUAAACCAGGACUACAGAAAUAUUUCUGUGAUCUCACACUGGAUCCAAACACAGUACACAAUCAGCUCUCUCUUUCAGAGAGCAACAAAAAGUUGUUAUAUAAUUCAAAACAGAAGUCAUAUCCUGAUAAUCCAGAGAGAUUUGACGGCCUUCAGCAGGUUCUGUGUAAGGAGCGUCUGUCUGAACGCUCUUACUGGGAGGCUGAAUGGAGCGGGAAGGGUGAUAUGGUCGUGUCAUAUAAAAGUAUCCCCAGGAAAGGAGAAGGUAAUGACGUCAGGUUUGGAACCAAUGACAAAUCCUGGAUUCUGUGCUGCUUUCGGGAUAAACUGUAUUUCUGGCAUAUAGUUGAGGAAACUAACAUAACACACCCAUCACCUCGCUCUAACAAAUUUGGCGUGUAUCUGGACGAGCCGGCUGGGAUUCUGUCCUUCUACAGCAUCUCUGACACAAACACACUCAGACACUUACACACAUUCAACACCACAUUCACUGAACCCCUCUAUGCUGGAUUUGUGCUGUAUAAUGCUUCAGUGUCUCUCUGUGAUGUUAAAAAACAGGGCGAAUAAUUACAAGAUAUACAGUGGCCCCAAAAUGUAUCAGGUCUUAUGAAACAAAAUUACAAAUGUCAAAACAAGUAUCCUUUAAUUUAAAUAUAUUUUUAGAACAGAUAUAUACAUAUGCACGUUCAUGUUGACAGCGACUAUAAAAACAGGAGGUAUAACAGAUCACACCACUAGUUAGUAGUUACUAGUUUCUGUUAUUUUUUGGUGAUUUAAAAAAAAAAAGUUUACCUUUUAAUCUGGUUAUUUUUGUUGCGUAUCAGACCCGAACCAGACAAUUAAAAAAGUCAAUCAGGACUGUGGUUGAAACACGAGCCGAAUUCCUCAGGAAGUCAACACUCCCCUUUGACUUUGAGUCAGAAGCAAGAUAACCAACUAACUAACUCUUUCACAGAACAGCUUUCAACAUUAACACCACUAGAACAAUUAUUGACUAUUUCAAUUCGGAGAAGAGAUUUCAAAUUUGGGGCAAGUAACCAAGAUGCAAUGCUGGCCAUCACAUGUGUACCAUUGAGAGUAAUAAUCAAGAUCCUUGGAUUGACUUCCCCCACCUACCAGAACCAGACUGAAAUUCAUAAGGGGGGCCUUUUAACCUCUGGCCUCCACAGAACAUCCCUAUGUCAGAUAAUGGCAAAGGAACUGUCUUUUCUAGAUAUAUAUGGACUCAAAAAGACUUAUGAAUAUCAGUCCAUCGCUUCACUCCAUAUUCAUUUAUAUGUAACCCACACAUUUGACUAUCAUGUUUAUAAUCACUUAUUGUGUAUGUCUUUUAAUAACUAUUGGAUAGCUUAAGGAUACAUAUUCAUGUUUAGUGUGUUUGUGAUUGAAUCUGUUA